AUGGUCAACUCCUGUUGUGGCUGCGUCUGCCGUGAGCAGGGCUGUGGCCAGGGCUGCUCCCAGGGGACCUGCUGCGCCCCUUGCUGCCAGCCCACCGGCUACUGCCCCAGCUGCUGCAUGUCCAGCUGCUGUCGUCCCAGCUGUGAUUUCAGCAGCUGCCAGCCCUCCUGCUGUGGCUCCAGUGGCUGUAGCUCCAGCUCAAACACAUGCUGCUGCUGCCCCAGCUGCUGCCUCUCCAGCUGUGGCUCCUGCAGCUGCUGCCUGUCUGGCUGCUGUCGCCCCAGCUGUGGUUCCAGCUGCUGCCAGCCCAGCUGCAGCAAUUGCAACGGCUGCCAACCCUCCUGCUGUGGCUCCAGUGGCUGUGGCUCCGGCUCAAGCUGCUGCCAGCCAAGCUUCUGCAUCUGCCGUGGCUGCCGCCCCUCCUGCUGUGGCUUCGGUGGCUGUAGCUCCAGCUCCAAUUCCAAUCACUGCUGCCCCAGCUGCUGCAUGUCCAGCUGCUGUCGCCCCAGUUGUGGUUCCAGCUGCUGCUGCCCUAGUUGCUGCAUCUCCAGCUGCAGCCAGCCAUCCUGCUGUGGUUCCAGUGGCUGUGGCUCCUGCUCUGGCUCCUGCCAGCCCAGCUGCUGCAUCUGUAGCUGCUGCCGCCCUUCCUGCUAUGGUUCCAGUGGCUGCGGCUCCAAUUCCAGCUGCUGUGUCCCCAGCUGUGGUUGCAGCUGCUGCCAGCCCAGCUGCUGCCACCCCCACUGCUGUUGCGCCAGUGGCUGUGGCUCCAGCUCCAGCUGCUGCAGGCCCCGCUGCUCUAUGUCUAGUUGCUGCCAGCCCAGCUGCUGCAUCUGCCAACCCUCUUGCUGUGGCUCCAGUGGCUGUGGCUCCAGCUCCAGCUGCCACCCAACCUGCGUUUCGAGCUGCUGCCAGCCCAGCGGCUGCAGCUGCAGGUGCUGCCACCCCUCCUGCAGUGUCUCCAGUGGCUGUGGCUCCAGCUCCAGCUGUUGCAGGCCCAGAUGCUGCAUGUCAACUUGCUGCCAGCCCAGCUGCUGCAUCUGUAGCUGCUGCCGACCCUCUUGCUGUGGCUCCAGUGGCUGUGGCUCCAGUUCCAGCUCCAGCUGCUUCCGCCCCAGCUGUGGGUCCAGCUGCUGCCAGCCCAGCUGCUGCAUCUGCAGCUGCUGCCACCCCACCUGCUGUGGCUCCAGCGGCUCUGGCUCCAGCUCCAACUCCAGUUGGAGCUGCCCCAGCUGUGGAUCCAGCUGCUGCCAGCCUUGCUGCUGCAUCUCCAGCUGCUGCCGCCAGUCCUGCUGCAGGCCCAGCUGCUGCCGCUCUACUUGCUGCCGCCCCUGCUGUGGCUCCAGCUCCGGCACCUCUGGCUCCAGCUGCUGCAACCACCCCUGCUGCUGCAUCUAG
Talpa occidentalis (Iberian mole) is the source of this 1395-nucleotide messenger RNA. RefSeq names its product keratin-associated protein 9-1-like. NCBI's taxonomy places the organism in Eukaryota, Metazoa, Chordata, Mammalia, Eulipotyphla, Talpidae. The record is from RefSeq and is a predicted model, not a curated record. The coding region runs from base 1 to 1395 and encodes 464 amino acids. Gene Ontology annotation, cellular component: keratin filament. The transcript has 3 exons.